Molecule: messenger RNA, 1726 nt
Organism: Nothobranchius furzeri (turquoise killifish)
Lineage: Eukaryota; Metazoa; Chordata; Actinopteri; Cyprinodontiformes; Nothobranchiidae
Product: signal peptide, CUB and EGF-like domain-containing protein 1
Source: RefSeq, a predicted model, not a curated record
CACGAGGUUGAUGAUAAAGGCAUAAUCUUCCAUACCUGCAGCAGUGGUGACCCUGCUGGUCGCUGAGUGUAACAGCAGGAGCUCUGGUCUGAAUCCAGCCCUUUUCACUUCAGCUUUUUUAGCCUCCAAAGUAAAAUCACAUGAUUUUUGUGUCAUAUGACACCGAUGUGAAGACCGAUUCUCCUGCAAGCUGCUGUGCAGAAACACUUGGCCACUUGUCAGGGAUGAGAUGCUGUAGACGAUCACUGCCGGGUGGAAGAGAUCACUGAUCUGGAGGAUGGACCGCUGGGGACUUUUUCCUGCCACUGCUGCCGUUUGUUUUAUCGGCAUGGUGCUGAGUCAGACCACUCCCACUCCUGCUGUGAUGAACACCACCCUCCUUCAGAGCACCACCGGUCUGACUCCAACACCCGUGAUUCUCAGCAGCACAACCCUAGGCUGCAACGAGUUUAACGUUUCCACUUGUGAGUCCUGUGCACCAGGCUCACAAUACGACAACAACACGCUGCUGUGCACGUGCUGUUCUGAUCCCGGGCUCUGUAUAUUUCCUGGAGCUUGUCUGCCUUGCAAAAAAGGCUUUUAUCAGUCACUAUCAGGACAGCAGGAGUGCCUGCCCUGCAGUCGGGGCUUCUACACCAAUUUUACCGGAAGUCCGUUAUGUCAUCCCUGCCCUGCUGGAUCCUUCAACAACAACACAGGUGGAGAAAGUUGCACCAGUUGUUCACCAGGUUUCUUUGCAUCAAAGCAGAGCUCUACUUCCUGUUUGCCAUGUGCACUGGGAAAUUUCUGCAACUCCUCUAGUUGCACACAGUGCCAGCUCUGCCCUGCAGGAGCAGAAGCUCUGCAGACUGCAGCUAAAGCCUGCACACCAUGUCGACCAGGCAUGCACAAAGCUCCCCGUCAGACAUUGUGCCAGAUCUGCAACAGCGGCUUCUACCAGAUUCUCUGGGGCCAAGAAAGCUGUGACAUCUGUCCAGAAAACCACUACUGCCCUAGCCCUGAUGUGAACCCCAUCCUGUGUCCGAAUGAUGCUUUCUGCCCCAAGGGGAGCACAGCUCCAGGCUACUGCAUGGAGACGUUCUUCCGCAAAGCAGGGGAGAGCUGUGAACUGGCACCUGUUACUAUUGCUCUGCUAGUUAUCGGAGGAGGAGUUGCUUUACUCUUCAUCGUUUUAUUGAUUCUUCGUCGACGGAGAGAGGCAGAUGGAGAGCUGACGGUUGCCCGAGCCCCUCUGCUACACAAGGAGCGACCCCAGGGUCGAUACUACGGGCUUCCCUGUGACACGGAGCCUGUUUACGCUGGCUGGUGAAACACUAAAACACAACAGAUCUGAGAAAAGCUUCACAUUCCACCUACGUUUUAAUGAGGUGCAUUUGGACAAAGCUAUUGCCAGAAUUUAAUUAUUAUGUUAGGGAUAAACAAGCAGUUUAUUGGAUAUUUAGAGAAUAAAGGCCAUGGAAUUUUGUCCCCACGUGAAAAGCACUUUUUAUUGUGUAAUUUCCUUUGUAUAUUAUUAAAAAAUAUAUUCAAUUACAUUAAUUUUAUUUUGUAUUCAAGUGUGUAUCGGUUGUUCUGUGACAGAAGUGUAAACAGAGGCUUGUGUUUUUACUAUUUCAUCAUUGAAAGCUGCGGUUUUCUGAGCUGUUCAACUGUUUUUUAAAUGUAAAAUUUGUGUGUUUUACAAGAAAAUAAAGGAAAAAGUUUGGGUUUCUAACUUUUCUAUUGA